Messenger RNA from Lottia gigantea (owl limpet), 1323 nucleotides. RefSeq lists its product as hypothetical. Gene Ontology annotation, molecular function: neurotransmitter receptor activity; transmembrane signaling receptor activity; extracellular ligand-gated monoatomic ion channel activity. Gene Ontology annotation, cellular component: synapse; neuron projection; membrane. The record is from RefSeq and is a predicted model, not a curated record. Gene Ontology annotation, biological process: nervous system process; chemical synaptic transmission; regulation of membrane potential. Lineage: Eukaryota; Metazoa; Mollusca; Gastropoda; Lottiidae. Bases 1 to 1323 code for a protein of 440 amino acids. The transcript has 6 exons.
AUGCCAGUUACCAAACUUUCUGGGUUCUUGGUAUUGUUGGUAUCGUGUACGUAUAAAGGAACUCUGGGUUUUACAAUCGGCAAUGAAACAGCUCUGAGGAAUUCCAUAUUCGAAGAGAAAAGGUAUGAUGUCAAUGUUCGCCCAAAUUCUCACGUACUGGUAUCAGUGAUGUUUAAUUUACUCGCCAUUAACGAGCUGAAUAUUCGAGAACAGAAAUUUUCAGUCAGUGGCUGGUUUACUAUGAGAUGGACAGAUCGACGUUUAGCUUGGAAUACUUCAGAAUACGGUGAUGUCCAGUUUUUAUUUGCGACCCAAACUGACGUGUGGAAACCCGCUUUGGUCAUCAGCAACUCAAUUGAUGACUUUGAAGUAAUACGAGAUUUGUACGCUCCUCUCAGGAUCGACUCAAAAGGUACGCUGGUAUGGGAACCACCCGGUAUUUAUCAGGUCAACUGUCAGGCGGAUAUCAAAUUCUACCCCUUUGACGAACAGGAGUGCCACAUCACCCUACAGAGCUGGGGGUAUAACUUAAUAGAGGUCAACCUAACGGCACUUUAUAAUGGAAUCAGCUUCCGGGAAUUCAAACCAAACGGAGAGUGGAACCUGGAAGACAAUCGAACAGAAAGUCUUACUGCAGUCGAUGCCAAGGGGGAUUCCAAUGGCCGCUUGAUCUUCUUUUUCAAGCUGACCAGAAAAUCCCAAUAUUAUUGGCUGAAUGUGCUGUUGCCAGUUAUCGUUAACUCGGUAUUAACAGCUCUGGUGUUUGCUCUACCAGCAGAAUCUGGUGAAAAGAUGGGGUAUUCGUUAACAGUGCUGUUAUCUUUCGCUGUCUUACUGACUCUGAUUGCAGACAAGAUUCCCUCAACAUCUCUUACAACUCCUGUAAUAGUUGUGUAUUUCUCGAUCGUGUUGGUGAUGGGGGCUCUGGCAGUACUACUCAGUACAUUUGUCCUGGACCUCUACUUCAUGGACGAGACGCAACCCAUUUCAAACUGGCUAAUGAUGCUGUUUAGAGACAUCCUCGGUCGUAUGGUGUGUUACAAAGGCUGUCGCAGUCCAUGUCGAUCCGGUACAGACGUCCAUCCGACGCAAUUAACGGAUCUACAAGAGAAGAAAUCCACAGAAAGGAAAUCAUCCACUAUUAAACGGGAAACCUUCAAAAGAGAAUCGUCGCUACAUCACCUCGGUAUUAACCGUAAGGAUGAUCUAACGUGGAAGGACAUUGCUAAUAUUCUCGAUAUAAUUUUCUUUAGAAUGUAUUGUUUCAUUAUUGUUACUGUUACUGUUGGUUUUCUCACUGCAGCUUACAAUCAUAUUGGUUAA